Messenger RNA from Hyaloscypha bicolor E, 1251 nucleotides. RefSeq lists its product as uncharacterized. The transcript has 6 exons. The coding region runs from base 1 to 1251 and encodes 416 amino acids. The record is from RefSeq and is a predicted model, not a curated record. Gene Ontology annotation, molecular function: transmembrane transporter activity. Gene Ontology annotation, cellular component: fungal-type vacuole. Lineage: Eukaryota; Fungi; Ascomycota; Leotiomycetes; Helotiales; Hyaloscyphaceae. Gene Ontology annotation, biological process: transmembrane transport.
AUGGACACUCCGGGGGAACCUAUCCUACAGAACGCUUUCGAGGUUCGGGAAGGGAUUGAGAUGGUGCCAGGAACGGUGCAUCUGGUUGACAUGCAAGGAACAUCCGUCCUCAAGCAUCGAAUUGGUAACAAUGCAGACAUCGUUCUGGUCCCUCAACCCACAAGCGACCCCGAUGACCCUCUCAAUUGGAGCCCUCUGCGAAAGGGAUACCACUUUUGGUUGUUGAUAAUCUGGGGGGUCCUCAUGUCAGCGUCAGUCAAUUGGAGUGGGCCUGUUUGGGUGGUUGCUGCGGGCUACAUCACAGAAGCACAAGGAUGGCGAUUUUGCUUCUGGUACCUGGUCAUCUUUUUCGGAAUUAUCUUGGUGCUACAGAUUUUCACCCUGGAAGAAAGCAUCUACAGGCGUCCAUUAGCAGAUCCGGAGCCACAAUACGAACUCAACAACGACGCCUCCAAUGACAGUGCUCUUACUGGAAAGAAUCCAAACCCUCUCAUUGCCCAACCCAUUCGACGAGAUACCGUUACCGCGGUCUCAGCAUUCCCAAUACCAGCGCAAACAUACUGGCAAAAGAUGGCUCCAAUCCAUACCCGAAAUGCGAACCCCAAAAAGUGGUGGUGGCUAGCCAUCUUCCCUUUUCGUCUCCUCACGUUUCCUGCAAUCAUGUGGGUUGGCAUUAUGGUCGGUAUCCAGAUCAUGUGGCUCUCCUUACUCUCAGUCACACAGUCCGAACUGUUCUCCGCCCCACCCUACAGUUUUGGCAUAGCAGCUGUCGGCGAUACGAAUAUCGCCGCCUUCGUCGGUGGCAUAUUUGGCAUGUGCUGGGGCGGACCCCUCUCAGACUGGUAUAUCCUGCGACGCUCCCGCCAAAACAAAGGUAUAAUGGAGCCAGAAUUCCGUCUCUGGCUGCUCAUUGUGCCUGCCAUCCUGAACUCCGCUGGUCUCCUGAUGUACGGCCUCGGUGCGUACAAUGGAUUGAGCUGGGUGAUCUCCGCUGGCAUUGGGACCGCCUUUAUUGGGUUUGGUAUCGGAAGUGGGGGAGCUAUUUGCUUGACAUAUGCGAUUGAUGCGUAUCCGGGGAUUGCUGCCGAGAGUAUGGUACUCAUAUUGUUCAUACGAAACGUGAUUGGGUUUUCGUUUACUUUUGCGAUUCAACGGCCUCGGCGGCCAAGUAACGGCCAUCAUGCUAUCAGUACUGUGUCUAGUGUCCAUGAUGAGUUUCUUGAUUAUGAACAGAGAGCUAAAGAGGCUUGA